CAUCCUAAUGACGCUCUCUCAAAUAAAUAUAUUAUCUUAAAUUAUAUUUUCUUGGCUAGAAUCGUUUCAUUCCGAGAGAUCGGCAUCAUGAUCUCAUCAUACGACGGCGUCGUCACGGCGGGAGCACCAUAAGGAUCCGGUGUACCUGAUCGCGGCGGACGGCGGAGGAUCUAUGCGCCCGGCGGAGGCGGCGGAGCUCCGGAGUUCAGGCUUGGCCUGGGGCGCCGGAUAAAUGCCCCACCGGGGGGAUCUAGGGCUUCCUGGCGCCGCCAUGGUGGCCCUCCUCCUCGGACCUCUCCUCGCUCUGCUGCUCCGCCGGCGGUGGAGGCUCGCAGCGGCGCGGCGGGAGGAGGUCAUGCGCCUUGCGCAACUUGCCGCGGAGGAGGCCACCCGGGCGGAGGAGGAGGCGGCGGUCCUCGCUUACAGCCCCAUCACGGCUGCAACCGCUGCCGGCCGGGGGCCACGGACGGCGCAGUGCGCCGUAUGCUAUAGCCCCACCACCACGAGGUGUUCUCGGUGCAAGGCCGUCAGAUACUGCUCAGGUAAAUGCCAGAUAAUCCAUUGGAGACAAGGGCACAAGGAUGAAUGCCAUCCCCCACAAGUUGAUGAUUACUAUAAUGGCCAAGUAAUUGUCUCCAAUUUGAUGGAAGUAAAAGCUCGACAACCUGAUUUACAUAAUGACAAUCUGGAAAUUGAAGGAAAAUCAAAGAAAGAACCCAUUGUGACAUCCCCUGAGAGACCAUCAUCUGAAUCCAACUUCUCUUCUGAAGCUUUUAGUGAGAGUGAAUUUGCAGAUACAUCUGGAACAGAAAGCUCUUCCGAUUCUUUCACUGAAAAUUCAUCAUCUAGCUGCUCUACAACCUCUGGCUCAGAGAAGGCUUCUGCUAGUGAGGACCCCAGUUUACUUCAUAAUGCAAGUAUGGGAGAACCUUACAGCAAGGAUCCUACUCAGCACAUGGCAGACGUAACUAAAGUUGCUCCUGAAUUUUCUAGUGUGACCUCAUCUGUACAUAGUAUUUGUUGCACUAGUAACUUUCAGCAAAGGCCAUCCAAUUCUAGAACUGAAAAGGUUGCCCACAAGUCAGGUGGUCCUUUUAGCACAAGCAUCAUUGGUUCUGACAAUUGCACAGAUGCUAAGCCUUGUGAAGAUGCUGGUGUAUGUCAGGAUGCUCUUGUUGAUUCAACCGUGGCUCAAAUCUCUGGUGAUGUUGGAUCCAUUAAUUCCCAAUUAAGUCAACAGGGUAAUGCCAAUUGGUUGGGUGAAAAAUCACAAAUGCAUAUCUCGUCCAAACUCUCCAACCAGGCUUCACCUUGUCAAACAAUUUCUGCAGCUGAAAAACUGUCUUGUGAAUCUGCUCCAUUGGAAGGUACAGUGCAAUCUGACCAUACAAAAUUGACAGCUUUGGGUACUGUCGCUAGUGGGCAGCGCAAUGAUGUAUGGUCACUGCAGUCUAGAGAGUUGAAAUCGCAGUCUUCUGCUUCUGCUGAUCAUGCAUCUUCUAGUGGCAGAGUGCACUAUGUAUCACCUGAUGGAUCUUUGAAGGUGGAAAAUGCUCCUAAAGUUCGUGUAAAAUUAUCUGAAAAUACAGCUGUACCAAAUGGAAGUAGUGACUUUAAAACAUCUGUUCGGAAAGUUGUUCAGCAGUUGAAGUCUUCAAAAGUUUCAAUGCAUCAUCCAUCUGCUUUUGGAAGUGAUAUAUCAAGAAAGUACAAGAUGCUUUUUCCAUAUGAUUACUUUGUCAAGCUUUACAACUGUGACAAAGUGGAGUUGCGUCCUUUUGGUCUUACUAACUGUGGAAAUAGCUGCUAUGCAAAUGCUGUGCUCCAGAGCUUGGCAUUCACCCGGCCACUCACAGCUUAUCUUCUUCAAGGACUUCAUUCGAAAGCAUGCAUGUUUUCCCUCUGCCAAAGGAGAGAGUGGUGUUUUACAUGUGAAUUUGAAAGUCUCCUUAUGAAGGCAAAACAAGGACAGUCUCCCUUAUCCCCCACUGGGAUACUCUCUCAUAUACACAAAAUCGGAAGUCAUCUAGGUCAUGGGAGAGAGGAAGAUGCUCAUGAAUUUCUUAGACAUGCCAUUGAUGCGAUGCAUUCUGUGUGCCUUAAGGAAGCUGGAUCAUAUGCAGUUGGCCCAUUGGCUGAAGAGACUAGCCUUAUACAACUAACCUUUGGUGGUUACCUUCGAUCAAAGAUAAGGUGCAUGAGGUGCUGGGGCAAAUCUGAACGACAUGAGCGGAUGAUGGAUCUGACUGUAGAAAUACAGGGGAAUAUUGGAACCCUUGAAGAAGCUCUUAGAAAAUUCACAGCUACCGAAAUUUUAGAUGGGGAGAAUAAAUACCAUUGUAACAGAUGCAAAUCAUAUGAGCGAGCAAAAAAGAAACUGACCGUAUUGGAUGCCCCUAAUAUCCUGACAAUUGCCCUGAAACGAUUUCAGGUAAAUGUCCAUAAGUCUGGUAAAUUUGGCAAGCUCAACAAAGCUGUUAGGUUCCCUGAGUAUCUGGAUCUAGCUCCUUACAUGAGUGGAACAAAUGAUAAGUCCCCAGUAUACAGGCUUUAUGCGGUGGUUGUUCAUCUGGAUGUCAUGAAUGCUGCUUUUUCCGGCCACUAUGUAUGUUACGUGAAGAGUACACAAGGAAAGUGGUACAAGACGGAUGAUAGCAUGGUAAAACAGGUGGAACUUGAGAGCGUCUUAUCAAAAAAUGCAUACAUGCUUCUUUAUGCAAGGUGCUCACCGCAUGCCCCAAGCUUGAUAAGGAACACAAUCUCCCAAGGCCAGGUAAAGAGUAAGAAGAGCCAGUGCAAGGAAGCUGUUUGUUCUGAGCCCAUAGGAGAGAAAGCAAGGUCCAAUUCUGUGAUCUCGCACCAUGCUUCAUCAGUUGUGCAGCACACUGGAGAAGAUCACCCCUACCAGACCACCAAUAACCAUUUCAGCUGCGAACCAUACAAUCUGUUCAGUGAAAGGUCUCUGUUUCCCAAGACGGAUUCUUCCAGCGACAGCUCCUCUCUUCUCAGCUGCUCGGAUGAAGGCUCCUGGAGCACUGAGAGCACCAGGUACUCUACCAGCACCGACGAGUAUUCUGAGUACAUAUUUGGAGAGUCAGAUCAUUACAACUGGAAUAGCCCUCUAAGAUUCUCUGAGGAUUCAAAUGGUUACACUCAUUCCCCAGUAAACUUGAGACUUACUUCAGAAAUUGUCUCAAAUGGGCAUAUGUCAGAUCGCUUUAAGAGCAGUAUUCUGGCAUCAAACAUUGCUUCCUCAUACCAAGAAGAUGGCCGUCGUGUGAAUGCUGCUAAGUUAUGGAGCAGAGCGUCCAGUGGUCGGUAGCAUUUAGGAUAAGAGCAGAGAGGGAUGCUCGAAGGGUGCGGAGUACCCUAACAUUUUGUAUUCUAAUAGAACUAAUCCCAGUAGGAAACUAACAGAGCAUGGUAGGAGUAGGGGGACUGACUGGGUUGAGGUACAGUCCAUUGUGUUGAUGAGGAGUUGCACUACUAGGGAAAGAAAAGCUCAAACAUUUUAUUGAUAGGUUUAGGUUGUGAAGAGAAAAUAAGAUUAUGCUGUAUUAAUUUAUUAUACUGUAAGUUCAAUAGAAAAGUAAAAAUGAAAAUUUAAAA
This is a messenger RNA of Phoenix dactylifera (date palm), 3609 nucleotides long. Lineage: Eukaryota; Viridiplantae; Streptophyta; Magnoliopsida; Arecales; Arecaceae. The record is from RefSeq and is a predicted model, not a curated record.